AUGGCUGUGAUCCACUGGCUGCUGGUUCUGGUCCUGGUUCUGCUCUCUCGGGGCUCCACGAGCAGUCCUGGACAGAUGGAAGUUGGCUGCAAGAUAAAGUAUCAAAAAGGAGAUGACGUUUGCUGUGAUGAAUGCCAUCCUGGGAACCUGCUGGUUCACCGUUGUGGUCCUCGCCCUAAAGACCUCUGCAAACCUUGUGAUCCGGGGACUUUUAUACUGGACCCCAGGGGGGACCGUUGCACGAGGUGCACGCAGUGUGUCGGCGCUCAGUACCAUUUGAAAAACUGCACGGCCAGGAGUGACACGCAGUGCGGCUGCAGAGACGGACUCAUCUGUGGGAAUAAACCGUGCUCUUACUGUGUGGAGAAAUGUGCCAAAGGCCACGAGCGUGCAGAUGACGAUUCUUGCAGACCUUGUCCAGAGGGAACCUUCAACGAUGAGAGUUUUGAAAAGUGUAAACCGUGGAGCACCAGGUGCCCCGGUCUGGAUCAAGUGAUUGCGGUCCAAGGAAAUGCAUCUUCUGAUAUUCAGUGUGUGACCCUCAGCACUGUGAGCAAACCCAACUCACCUGGAACGCACGGUGUAGGUCAGGGGACGCCGACGACGGCAUAUGAAGUCGCCAUCGCAGUUUUGUUGGCGCUUUUCAUUAUCGCCAUCAUCAUCAUCAUCCUCGCAGCUGUGAAAAUCCACCAGAACAGAAAGAAGCCGCAAAAGCAGCCAACAGAAACUCUCGUCAUCAGAACUCCUACAGAUGGACCCAGAACGUUGAUACCCAUCGAGUGCAGCUUUCAUGAGGCCCAGCAGGAACAAGGCAACAGCACAGAAUCCCUGAUCAAGGAGCCCUCAGAGGAGCCCAGUGCAUGA
Messenger RNA from Nematolebias whitei (Rio pearlfish), 864 nucleotides. RefSeq names its product tumor necrosis factor receptor superfamily, member 9a (gene tnfrsf9a). Gene Ontology annotation, cellular component: external side of plasma membrane. The coding region runs from base 1 to 864 and encodes 287 amino acids. Gene Ontology annotation, biological process: regulation of cell population proliferation. The record is from RefSeq and is a predicted model, not a curated record. NCBI's taxonomy places the organism in Eukaryota, Metazoa, Chordata, Actinopteri, Cyprinodontiformes, Rivulidae. The transcript is spliced from 7 exons. Gene Ontology annotation, molecular function: signaling receptor activity; cytokine binding.